This is a messenger RNA of Varanus komodoensis (Komodo dragon), 8673 nucleotides long. RefSeq names its product CDK5 regulatory subunit associated protein 2 (gene CDK5RAP2). The record is from RefSeq and is a predicted model, not a curated record. Gene Ontology annotation, cellular component: pericentriolar material; perinuclear region of cytoplasm; mitotic spindle pole. Gene Ontology annotation, molecular function: microtubule binding; transcription cis-regulatory region binding; gamma-tubulin binding. The coding region runs from base 106 to 5838 and encodes 1910 amino acids. The transcript has 39 exons. Lineage: Eukaryota; Metazoa; Chordata; Lepidosauria; Squamata; Varanidae. Gene Ontology annotation, biological process: microtubule bundle formation; chromosome segregation; centriole replication.
AGCCGCCGAGCUCACACAACCGCAGGCCGGGCCGCCGCCGGAGGGGCCGCCGCGGACGACCUUCCUCCUCCUCCUCUUCCUCCCGCUCCAUCCCGCGGACCCGCCAUGGACUCGCUGCCGGGGGAGGACCUCACGCUGCCCUUGGGGUUCAGCGGCAGUGUCAACAUUUCGCAAUUUCCUGAUGUCUCGGGAGAUGAAAUUCGCAUUCAACUCGGAGGUGGAGGAGUACUCCCCGAUGUGGCUGAAGAAACCAUUUCACCAAGCAGGGUGCGGACCAUGAAGGAUUUUGAAACUCAAAUCACGGAGCUGCGCAAGGAGAACUUCAACCUGAAGCUGCGGAUCUAUUUCCUGGAGGAGCACAUGCAGCAGAAAUUCGACGGUCCCAACGAAGACAUCUGUCGCGUUAACAUCGAGCUCAAAGUUGAACUGGAAAGCCUGAAGCGAGAACUGCAGGAACGGGAGCGGCUGCUCGUCAAGGCUUCCAAAGCCGUGGAGAGCCUGGCGCAGGGGGGCGACGCCGAGGUGCAGGCGCUGAAGGAGGAGAUGCAGAAGAAAGCCCAGCAGGUGGAGUGCCUGGCCAGCAGGAUGAAGAUUCUGGAGGAGGAUCUCCGGGUGGCCCAGGAAGAAACAGGGAAGGCACUUGCAGUGACGGAGCAGGAGAGGGUUCUGAGACUAGCAGCUGAGCGGCAGCUGUCUCUGAGGGCCAGCGUGCCGCCGAAGGAAGCCGAAGUAUUGACUGCACUGGAAGAGAAAGACAGACGCAUCGAACAACUGAAUCUGUCGCUGACGAGCAAGGAGGCUGUUAUCCAGCGCUUGGAAGAGGCCGCAUCCCAGAGAAGGUCUGUGGAGGAGACUCUGGUGGCAGAAAAAAUCCAAGAGCACACAGCCGCUUUGAUGCGCGAGAAAGAGAAGGAACUGGAGGUGCUCAGAGCAGAAUUUGGCAGUGAGAGGAACGACUUUGAAAAGAGAGUUCAGUCACUCCAGGAGGAACUGCACCAACAGCAGCUGGAGUUUUCCGUCGAAAAGAGAAACGCACUGAAGCGCGACAAAACGAUCCAAGGCUUGACGCUUGCCUUAAAAACCAAGGAGAAGGAGAACGAAGAGCUUAGUUCUGAAAUCGAAGGCUUAAAUGCAUCCCUGAUCAAGUGCAGAGAGGCCGUCCAUACAGCACAGAUGCAGAAAUUCAGGGGUGUUGAGGAUUCCCAGGCCCUGCUGAGGGAAAAAGAGAGCAUUCUGGCGGACUUGCAUUCCGAAAACUUGAACAAAGAUACGGAGAACCUUCGGCUCCAGAAGAAAAUUAAGAGUGCUGAGCAAGAGCUCCAUGAUCUGCGUCUGGAGAGAGAGAAGUUGAUGAAGGAGUUGGAGGAAGCCCAGUUGCAGAAUAACAGGAGCGACAAAACUAUUAAUGACCUUCGAAACCAGCUCGAGAAAACCCACGAUGGGAUGGCUGAGAAAGAGAAGGCGACGGAGCAUCAUUACGGCCUCCUCUUGAGCGAAAGCAAUCAGAAAUUGCAGAGCCAAGAAUUAGUCAUCACACGCCUAAUGGACAAUGUUGCUCAGAAGGAUGAGUUGCUCCAGAACCUUGAUGGGGUGGUGAGAAGAAAGGAUGUGGAGCUUCAGGAAUGGUGUGCCAAAUUCCACAGCCUUUUAAAAAAUCAAGAGCUGCUUCAGCAGCAGAAUGAAGAUUUGCUCCAGGAGAAGCGAGUGGACCAUUCACAGCAGCUGGUGGCCGAGACAGUCCAGGAAUUACAGAAAAAAAGGGAAUCUGAAUACAGAGAUCUGAUUGAAGCCCUGAAACAACAGCACAACAUGUUUUCAGCCCUAAUCAAGUCCCUGAAAGACGCCGAUGGCAAACACAGCUUGCAAGAAGAAUUGAACCACAUUUUCCUGUUGCGUAAGCAACUUGAAGAUGACAUCUUGGCCAACUGGAAUUUGCGGAAAGUGCUGGAAGAUCAGAUCAAGGCUAACAGAAGGGAAGAAGAAAGUGUGUCGUCUUGGAGUGAUCAGACGUCCUACAUGAGCAUCUGUUUAAGAGAGCAGAAUUGUGUGGACGUGCAGAUUGACCAUCUGAGCCACGAGGAGCUGAAGAAAAAGGUGGUGGAACUCUGCACAGUGGUGAAGGAGCUGCAUGUGGCAAACCAAGAACUGAGCAAGAAGCUGUUUGAAUUCAGUGCGUUGGAUCCCUUGGCCAAGGAGAGGUGGAAGGCAUUGGAAAGCAGUGAGCUUCUGGAAAGAGCAGAAGAAAACCGCACAUUGACGGAUGCUUUCGAGGAAGAGAUGAGCGUUCCAAGCCGCCCGUGCCCUGAAACCGUCACCGAGCAGGUAAUUCCUUCAGACUAUUUGGAUAGACAAUGUAAGAAUCUAAAUAAGUCUGUGUUUGAACAUGAGGCGGCUGUCGAGAAAUGCUGCGGCGGGAACACGGUGGGCGAAAAUGGUGAAGCACAAGAGGAAGGUUCAGUCGUAUCCCUUUUAAACAGAAAUGGAGCAGCGGCGCCUGGAUCUAGACAGGAACAAAUGAAAAUCGCAAAUCGGCUGUUAGAUCAUCUGAAUGCUAUUGGAGGAGACAGUUCUGGCGAUGAUCUUGAGAAUAAAGAUGAGAAGGCUCUCAAGCAACUGAUUCUUCAGCUGAGGGCUGACCUAGGUAAAGCCCUCCAGCACCCAGUCACAUCGAAAUCCACUCUGGUGGAGAAGGAAGGGCCUGAUUCUGAACCGGCAGUGCAGAUUAAGGCCGAGACGGAAGCAUCAAAGGGAAGUGUGAAAGAUACAGCCACGCAGACCGUGGCGGGCAAUGCCACGAGGCUGAAACCUGAAGGCCCGAGCGUGGCCACGGAAGACCAAGCGAAGUCCGCGAGGCUAAGUGGCAGGCGCCAUCCGAAGAGGGCCUGCGUGAAGGGCCAAGAGCAGGAGAGCCUUCGGCAUACGAGCAAAACGUACAAAAGCGAUCCUUGUUACCAGUUCAGGAAAUCUCGCCUGCCCAUUCCGCUGAAAUCGUCAAGGUCAGCCGGAAGCACCUCCUUCGGGGGCGCCUUGCAAAAGACGGACCAGCACCUUCAGCACCGUGUGUUCACCCUGGAUGAAGGUCUGAAAGGAAGGCGCCUGCAGCCCGAGCCCCUUAGCGAUGAGUUGCUGCCCAGCAAACCUGAGACUGGGAGACCCGAUCGGGAAGGAGCCGAUUCCUUCAUCCAGCUGGACAGCUCCGAAAUGGACUCGAGUUUGCUCACCGUGGAGAGCAAAGGAGAAACGGAGCAGGACCGGAGCACCAGCCAAGGCACCUCUCCUCUAGCCGAGUCGAUGAAACUGGAUGGCUCCGAAGUCGAAAUCAGCUUGAUCGGUGUUGAAAGCGAAGGCGAAACGGGCAAGGGACAGAACACCAGCCAAGAAACGGACACUCACACCCUGGAGGCAGGAAGAAAUCAAGGAUCUGAUUUCCCGGAGAAGCAGGGUGCCGAUGCGGCGUCCCUCUACUCGGCUUCCAAGAGCUUGCUGUCUCUCCGGCUGAGUGGGACCAGCACCCACGCCUUGGACAGCGAAGCCGUCCUCAGUGCGGACGAUCUGAGGGCACACAUCAAGGCCCUGAAGUCCAAACUGGAAGAGUAUGAGACGCUCCUGAGCCAGUUCGAGCCGGCCAAGGAGGGCCCUGCCGCCGAAGUGGCUCUGGGCGAAGCCGAAACCAAGGAGCCGACUCUUGGCGGCCGCCUUCUCUCGCCGGCCGCCUCCGUCCUGCAGCGGCCAGCGGAGUCUCAGAUCCACGCCCAGGAUCCCGUCUCCCCCGCGCCGGAGCUCGGGCGGGAAGAAACGGUGCACAGGCUCAAGGAGCUUCUGUCGGAAAACGAGGCCGAGCUGGAGAGAGAGCAGAUAGCCAACAUGCAGCUGCUGGACAAGGUCUGCCGUCUGCAGAGCAAGCUGAGGAGCGUCCCCCCGGAGUGGCUUGACUCCCCAGUCCACUCGACGAUGCGCGAGGAUUCCUUCCUGCGCCAGCAGAUCCAGGAGGGCCACAGCAUCUGUGCCACCUACCGGCAGCACCUGACCAACCUCAUCCGAGCCUUUGAGGAGCUGCUGCAGGCCAGCGAGGUGGAGUAUUACGCUGCCGAGAGCUUCCGGGAGCUGCUCAAUCGAAGCGCCCAGCUCUUCGAGAGGCUGGAGCAGCAGUGUCUGUACGGAGAGUCCAUAGAUGAGGAUAUGACUAAACUUCACGGCCUGACACACAACCUGUCCAACUUCGAGCUGUCACAGAAAUCCUCCUCCGUGGAGUUACCUGGGCACAAAACGGAACAAUUGGAGGGUGAGCCGGAGAGACUGGAAGACGUUCCAGCCAAGUUUCCCGAAGAGCUGCUGAUGGAGCAUCUCCAGGAGAUCGGGCGGCUGAGGCACCAGCUGGAGGAGUCCAUCCGGACCAACGACCGCUUGAGGAAGCAGCUGGAGCAGCAGGGGCCGGGCGCUCCCCUGGACCGAGGUUCUGCAAGCGUCUGUGUCUGUGCCUCAGAGCAACAUAAUUCCCUGACUUCUGAAAUUCAUUUCCUGAGGAAGCAAAAUCAGGCACUGAAUGUAAUGCUGGCAAAAGGAUCCCGAGACAAGCAAAAAGAAAACGAAAAGUUGCGAGAAUCCCUUUCCAGAAAGGAUCUCGCCCUCCAGAGCCUCCAGAAGGAUUUGGAAUGUCUUGGGAAGGAGAACGAGAAGCUGCAGAAGCAGGUGAAGAAGCGAGAGGAUGAGAACGGGCACCUGAGCCAGGAAGUUCACAACGCCAGGAAUGAAUUGAACAGGCUGCAGGCCGAGGUGGACGCCAAGCAACACCAGCUGUCUGAGAACGACCGCCUGCUGCGCUCGCUGCGGCUGGAGCUCACAGUCUUCGAGAAGCUGGACGAGACCCUCCGAAGCCAAAAAGAUCACAGAUCAGACGAACGCUGGAAAGAUCAAACUCACCCACUUGGCCUGCAUGGGCUGCUGACUGAAAUGCAGAACUUGAGAACGCAGCUUGAGCGAAGCAUCAAGGCGAACAAGAUUUUGCACGAGAAAUUAGAAGAGCAGCUUUCGAGAGGAAAGAGAGAGAGGGCUGCCUUGGGGUCGACCCGGAAUAUCCAGUACCUUCUCGACCCUGAGUGGGAGCACUUUCGGGGGGGAAACGAGCUGAAGUUCUGUUCCACUGACGGCGGUGUCCUUGAACUGCAGCCGAAGCAAGAAUGCGACACAGAAGCACUGAAAGCAGAUGCAGAGCUGGCCCUGGACAACGCGGACGGCUGUUCCCGAGGCAGCUCUUCGGCUAGCAAGUCCGACGAGUCGUUCCCCGUUGCCAGCCAUUUCGUGUGGGCGGACAAGAACGGGCGGCACAUCCUUGGCUUGAUUGAAGACUAUAACUCUUUACAGAAGCAAAUCUCCGAGGGGCAGAAAUGGUUGUCUGAACUGCAGCUGCUUCUGAAGGACGCAGAAACUCAGGGGCCUGGAGUGAUGGAGCUGCACCGGGUUCCUUGGAGCGGCCUUCCGAAAACUCUCCAGGCCACCCAGCUCAACCUUGAGGAAGCCGCACGCCUGUUGAAGCGUCUCUGGAGGGUCUCCGUGCCCAUGAAAGUGGUCCACAGCGCCGCUUACUCGCUCCAGGAGGAAGGCUUGAAGGCGGAGCUGCGCCGGCUGCGUCGGAAGCUGGCCGAGCAAGAAAAGAAGCUGCACGGCACGGUGAGGUGCUUGCAUGCCGCCAACCAGACGAAGGAGAACAUGGAGAAAGUCAUCAUCGAUCAGCUGGCGCUGACACACGAUGUUUUGAAGAAGGCACGAGGAAACCUGGAAGUUCACCCAGCUGAGAACAAAGCAUCCGCCUGCAGCCUCAGCAGAAGGAGGGUUUUGUGAAGGCCACGCGCCCCUGAAUAAAGACGUCUCUCUUUUUUUUCCUGCCACGAUUCUUCUUUGAACUCUUCCUCCACCCUGAAGGCCUUAACAUUUCUUGUUCUUUCUAAGAGGUCGCUUUGGAACGGCUUUCGCCAACUGUUGUCCUGCAGAUGUGCUGGACUACAAUUCCUGUCACCCACGGCCAGCGUUCGUAGGCGUUGGGAGUUGUAGUCCAGCAUCGCUGAAGGGGCGCCAAGUUCUGUGUGGUGUCUUGUGUCUGGCUAGGAAACGGAGAACCUCGGAAAGGUUCUUUGCGUGCAGCAAAUUGGGAUUUGGAUGUUGAUCGUGACCACUGUGUGGGAGUGGUGUGACGGCACGAGGACUCCCCCCCGCACCCCUGAUGUGCUGUUUUAAAAAGCACACACUUCUACUUUUCUAAACAAUGGUACUCUGUUUGUGUGGUACUAAGCUGGAACUCGCCAAUCCAACGGGCAAAAGUUUCCAUGCUGUGAAGAGGCAGCUGAGUUUGGCUACCAGAAACUUAAUUUAGGUACGUUGUGCCCCGUGGUUUUUUUUGGCAUUUGGCGAAACCCUCAGUGAUAAUAUGUUUAAAUGUUGUACUUACUGGCUCGGAAGGUGGUUGGAUUGAAUGGCCUGACAUGGCACGGAUGUUUCCCAUCACAGCAAUCGGAUGGCCCUCGCUCCAGAUCAAGAUGUUUCUUUCCCAAGGUGCACCUUCCCUCUAAAAGGUUACCUUUCCUGCGAUUUGUACUCUUCAGGAAUUGGCUGGGCUCGCUGACCUUUGAGCAGACCCAGGAAGUCUCCCGUGGUGUUGACCUCCCCUCCCCUCCCCUCCCCUCCACCCCAAAAAGCGCUCGCUUUCCUGCCAGUGUUCGUUUUGCUUCUGUGCUCUCCAUGCUAAGUCUGCAUGUUCAUGUCUGUCCAUGGUACUAAGCCGGGCAGGCAACAUACUGGCCGAAACAUGGGGAGGGCUGCAAUUCCCAUGAUGUUGGGCUACGUUGGCUAGGGCGGCUGGAUUUUCAGAGCAGGCAUCUGGAGAAUUGUGCUCUUCCUAUUCCUUCCUCGCUUAAGGGAAUAAGGACUCCCCCACCAUCCCUUGUUGCUGGAGAAGCUUCAUAUUGGAAGCAAACUGGAAGUACCCCCUCUGCACAGAUCAGCCCGAGACCUUUCCUCCCCCCAUGGGCCUUCCUGUCCUUCAACAUUUGGAAGAGUUGUGCAUUUCCUGGCAGCAACACCAGCAGUGCCCCAUGUCAAGGGCCCUUUGCUCGGAAGGCCUCUUCUCCUGCAGGCUCCUGAUGCGACGGGCACCUCUCUUCUCGGGCCUUCUUUUCGUAUCAAGGCACUUUAGAAAUGCCAGUGGCGGUGCUGGCUUUAGGGAGCGCUUUCCCAGGACCUGCAGAAAUGCAUGGGCCACGUAUAUGACGUUUGGGGGAUGCUUUGCCGCUCUCCGUCUCUGUCUCUCUUCACCCAGAGCCAGUGGAAAUGUGCGUGAAGCGCUUAGAGGGUUUCAACCACCGGUCGGGGCGCACGCUGCUGUGCCAGAGUGCAGGGGGCUCCUGCCAGUCCAUGGGGGGCUGCGUCCUGCUUGCUGCGGACCGCGUGGGGGCUGGCUGUGUGCUCACUGCCUGUUCCUCGGAUGGCGUCACGAGCACGGAGAGAGGACUCGGCGGGGGUCGAUUUGUCUUUCGUUCUUUCAUUGGCAUUUUUGUUGCUCAGUUUCUGGUGGUUUGGAGAGUUUUCUUUCUUUUUUCUUUUUCUGGCAUUGCGUUUGGAAACUAAUACGCAGGAUACUGUGCUGUGUGUAUGGUGCUUUUUGUUUCUGCCUCGACGGCCCCCGAGGCAGCUUUCCUGCUUUUGCCGGUCCCCAGCUGUGGAAAGGUUGAAACCCACUGGCUUAGACCUCCAAACAUGGUUCAGCGAUUGUCCAGUUAAAGGAAGUCCAACUAAAACCAAAAGAAUUUAAGCAUUCAGACAAGGCCAAGGUGUUUUUAAUGGCAGUGACAAAAACUAGCUUCUCGUUCUGGGAACAUUGCUUUGGAUGGUCAGCCAGGGAGUGGGGUGAGGAAGCCACGGCCACCCAAAUGCUGGACUGCAGCACCCAUCAUCCCUGGCCAUUGGCCAUGCUGACUGGGGCUGAUGGGACAGAGGCUCCUCAGCUGUUCUAGAUUAACCCUAGACCUGCACCAGGGAGGCAAUGUACAACUUCGGUAUUUUGUGGGCAGGGGGAGUCUCCCCCUCUGUUCAGAACAGAAUUGCUUGAUGGAUCGUCUCUUAAGAGACAAAGAGGCUACAAAAUAAGCAUCCAGGUUAAAAGGCAUUGAUUGCUGUGAUUGUGAGUGUCCCUAAGUGUUUUGGAUAAAUGGAGAUGCAGAAAUAAGUGUUCAGCAGAAUCAGCUGCGCUAGGUGCUCGGCAGGCAUCCAGGAAUUGCUGUCUCUUUCUCUGCGAGAACUUAAUUUUUGGUGCUCUGCGUCUGGACGUGGGCUCAUUCUUUAAAUUUCUGCACUGUCCAAUAGCCACAGCUCUCUGGAUUAAAAUCUUAAAAGCACAUUAUAAAACUCCCAGGGGUACUCAUAAUACAAACAUACAGCAGACAGAGACCCACAGAUGAAACAACGGUUGUUUGCAAGAAAAAUUCAAGACAUUGUUAAUUACAGGGUACGCAAAAUCCUGCACAGGCAGAAAACGGUGGUGAUGGCAGAAAAGUGUGUGUUGUUUGUUACUGUAUAUGACAACGUGUGAUAGCGGUGAUAGGAAGCUGUCCGAACUGAGUUGAGCGAUGAGAUGUUUCUAAUCCGAAUUACCGGUUCAUUAAACGGAUCCUUUUGUUUUAAAGA